CCUAUACUCAUCUCUCACUCUCCCAAAAUAUUCCAUUCCAAAACACAACGUUAAUUUGUUCUUCAAUUUCCUCGUUUCUAGACUUCUACUAGUAGUAUCUGUGUGCACGUAAAAAGCCUUAACAAACCAAAACCUUAUAGCAAAAAAGACCAAAUGGAAGAAACAAUGAGGAGAUUCAAUGGUCUAGUCGAUUCCUCUAAUUUUAGUGUUUCCAAGAGAUGCGAUGGCCUCACCCUCUCCGCCACAACCGCAUCCGGAGCUGCCACCAGGGCCGCCGCCGCUGAUUCCGCCGGAGCCCCCAAAAUAAAGUACCGGGGUGUGCGCCGCCGCCCGUGGGGACGCUACGCGGCUGAGAUCAGGGACCCGCUGUCCAAGGAGAGGAGGUGGCUGGGCACUUUUGACACCGCCGAGGAAGCCGCCUGCGCUUAUGACUGCGCCGCCAGGGCCAUGCGCGGGGCCAAGGCGAGGACCAACUUUGUUUACCCGCCGCCGCUCCCCGCCGGUUGCGCCGACGGGUUCAGCCUUCCUCUCUGCUCCGGCCGCAGCAAGACCCAGCAGAUUUCUCUCAAGGAUUUGCCGACCAAGCAGUUCUUUCAGUCAACUUUCUCAUCAAACGCUGCAUACAAUAACCUUUCAUCGACGAGGAAGAUGGUGAGCAAAUCUCUGAACUCUCUUCUCGGAAACGAUUAUCUCAGCUCAUCAUCGACGGCGACAACUCCGAGCAUCAACUGCUACCAAACCACCGCCGGCGAAACAAUGGGCCAUCCGUUUAACCGAGAGCCGGUAAAAGAUGCCAGCUUUAACAUGGAAUGGACAGGAAUGGACUUCUUUCCGGCAGAGCCCUCGGAUUCCGGCUUGCUCGAGGAGGUGCUGAACGGGUUCUUCCCAAAACCCACGCCGGCAAAAUAUGACCCAUCACCGGCCGGCGGUUCUUUCGGCGGCGACGAGAAACCUAACAGCAAGUUCGGAGUAUUUCAAGGGCAAUUUGGGUGUUCCGGUGGUGGGUUGGAUGAUUCGCCGCAGCAGCCGGUGUCGUUUCAGUUCCAUAAUGACUUCCCGGCGAACUUUCAGGUGUCGCCGGAGACAAUGUUGGGGGACAUGCUUUACCAGUACCAGCAGGACCCUGCAUUAAGUGUGUUUCAUUAUUGCUAAUUUGGGAGUAAUUAAUUAAGCUAGGUUCAAAAAUCCUGCAUGAUAUGUUAGCUAUCUAGGUAGCUGAUAGCUUCUUAAACAACUUUAUUUUCUUCGGACUAGUUCAAUUCGUAAGGAGACAGCAUGAUGGCUUCUAGUAAAGUUCAGUUUCGUCUUUAAUUUGCUGUUCAGUAAUAAGGAGUAAAUUAAAGUAUCCAAACUGACAACUACUGUAUUCAGGACUGUAGCGAGCCGAGUAUGUAUGUUCUUUAUUAUUCCAUAUUACUCCCUCCGUCCCGUUGGGAUGUUCCCGGUUUGAUCUACACACAUAUUAAGAAAAUAAACUUAUCAGAUG
Molecule: messenger RNA, 1486 nt
Organism: Cuscuta epithymum
Lineage: Eukaryota; Viridiplantae; Streptophyta; Magnoliopsida; Solanales; Convolvulaceae
Source: the annotation of a GenBank genome assembly